AUGCUUCACUCCACUUCUCUUCUCCAUCAUACCCACCGUUUCCUUUUCUCUUUCCGCUCCAAACCUUCUCUCUUAGAUAAUCCACACUCACAUUCUCAAUUACAAUCACAACAACAACCACAACCUCUCUCUUUUGCAAAUUCACUAUCUCUUCCAUCAUCAUCAUCAUGUUGCCGCGUCGCACGUAUUUCUACCGAAGCAUUAGAGCUAUCUCACCCCUCUCCCAGCUUCAAUUUCCGCCGCGAGAUCGCCAGGCUCACCGCCCUCCGCGAUAAGCUAUCCCGAUGCAAUAAUCUGAACGACAAGCUCAGAGUGAUCGACGCGGACGAUAGAGUUAAACGUUUCUUCCGUUCUUCCUCCCGAAAUGCUGGAUUAGCUAGGGUUUUAUUGGACUCCAAAAGCUUGUUUUUGAUUAUGUGCUUGGUUGCUUCGGGUCAAGAGCAUGUGUUGUGUUUGAGUGAAACUGUACCGGAAUUGGACUCGCCGGCUAUGGCUUCUGGUUCUGUUAAGAGUGCGUUUUAUGCUCUGGCGAAGAUGAUCGAGAAUAUGGAUUCCAGCAAUUCUGGUGUUGGAUUUGGGAAGUUGGAUAUGGGGAUGAGUUUGGAGGAUCAUGAAAUUCUGGAUUUGAAUAACUUGUUAGAGACUUUGGCACAAAUUGAGAGCUUCUAUGAUUGUAUCGGAGGAGUUAUUGGUUAUCAGAUUACGGUUCUGGAACUUAUAGCCCAACAAUUGGUUGACCGGAAGAAUACAAACUGGUCUCAGCACAUGGGUGAUGUGAAAGAAAGCCAAAAUUUGGGAGUUGAUGCACCAACCGGGCUUGAUCUUUCUGAAAAUACAGAGUAUGCAUCUCAAGCAGCUCUUUGGGGUAUAGAGGGUUUGCCAGACCUAGGUGAAAUUUAUCCCUUGGGAGGCUCUGCCGACAGACUUGAUUUAGUUGAUUCUAACACUGGUGAAUGUCUUCCUGCUGCAAUGCUUCCGUUUUGUGGGAGGACUUUGUUGGAAGGUCUUAUAAGAGAUCUUCAGGCUAGAGAAUUCUUGUACUUCAAGUUAUAUGGCAAACAAUGUAUUACUCCUGUUGCAAUAAUGACAAGUUCCGCAAAGAACAACCACAAACACAUCACAUCCCUGUGCGAAAGACUCUCAUGGUUUGGAAGAGGUCGAUCAACUUUCCAACUUUUUGAGCAGCCUCUUGUUCCGGUUGUUGGUGCAGAAGAUGGGCAGUGGUUAGUCACUAAACCAUUCAGUCCCUUGAGCAAGCCUGGUGGUCAUGGUGUCAUAUGGAAACUUGCUCAUGACAAAGGCAUCUUCAAAUGGUUUUUUCAUCAAGGAAGAAGAGGUGCAACUGUGCGCCAAGUCAGUAAUGUUGUGGCUGCUACAGAUGUAACCCUCCUGGCCUUAGCAGGGAUCGGUUUGCGCCAAGGAAAGAAACUGGGGUUCGCAUCUUGCGAGCGUAUCUCAGGUGCAACAGAAGGAAUUAAUGUACUGAUGGAAAAGAGAAGUCCAGAUGGAAACUGGGAAUAUGGCGUUUCUUGCAUUGAAUACACUGAAUUUGACAAGUUUGGGAUUACUGACGGAUCUCUUGUUCCAAAAUGUUUGCAGGCAGAGUUUCCAGCCAAUACAAACAUCUUAUAUGUUGAUUUACCAUCUGCGGAGCUAGUUGGGUCAAGUAGGAAUGUGAAUAGUAUACCAGGAAUGGUGUUAAAUACAAGAAAGACAAUAGUUUAUGUGGAUCAGUUUGGAAGACACUGCAGUGUCUCUGGUGGCAGACUGGAAUGUACGAUGCAAAAUAUAGCAGACAGUUAUUUUAAUUCAUAUUCAUCCAGGUGCUAUAAUAGCGUGGAAGAUAAGCUAGAUACAUUUAUUGUAUAUAAUGAAAGGAAAAGGGUUACCUCAUCUGCUAAGAAAAAAAGAAGACAUGGACACAAGUCUUUACGCCAGACACCUGAUGGCGCUCUAUUGGAUAUAUUAAGAAACGCUCAUGAUCUUCUCUCACCAUGUGAUAUAAAACUUCCUGAGAUCGAAGCUGAUGAGAACUACAUUGAUUCAGGACCACCAUUUCUUAUCCUUCUUCACCCUGCUCUUGGUCCUCUUUGGGAAGUCACCAGACAAAAGUUUUAUGGUGGUUCCAUAUCAGUGGGCUCUGAGUUGCAAAUAGAGGUUGCAGAGUUCUUUUGGAGUAAUGUUCAGCUCAAUGGAAGCCUGGUCAUUAUUGCUGAAAACGUUAUGGGCUCAAUGAAGAUUGAUGAGAACAGUGAAUCCAUACUACAUCAUGGGCAAAGGUGUGGAAGAUGUAAAUUGCAGAAUGUCAAGGUGUUGAACGAGGGAGUUGAUUGGAGUUAUGAUGGAAAUGUGUAUUGGAAACAUGAUGUGAAACGGUCUGAGGUGCUGAAGAUUGUACUGCAUGGAAAUGCUGAAUUUGAAGCUACUGAUGUUGUCUUACAGGGAAAUCAUGUCUUUGAAGUUCCGAAUGGCUACAAACUUAAGAUUAUUCCCGGAAGCCAAGGUUUAGCAAUCCAGUUGAAUCCGAUUGAACAAGGCAUGAUGGACAGUGGAAGCUGGCACUGGGAUUACAAUAUAGAAGGUUCUCACAUUAAACUAGAAUUAGUAGAACAAUAA
Messenger RNA from Vicia faba (fava bean), 2616 nucleotides. The record is from the annotation of a GenBank genome assembly. NCBI's taxonomy places the organism in Eukaryota, Viridiplantae, Streptophyta, Magnoliopsida, Fabales, Fabaceae.